GCCCUUUGAACCGGAAAAGUAUGAAAUGUUAGUCUGAUAUCGUCCCUCCAGGACAUAUGGUAGGAUUGGAAUGGAGAUUCCGAUGUGGAAAAAGGAAAAGUAUGAAAUGUUAGACCAUUUAUGAUUGAAAAGGGCUAUAGUAUAAAAUGUAAGACUAUUUAUGUUUCUAAAGUAUUUGAUUUUUUACUGCAAGAAAGAGCGGAAGAUAUACACAAGUAUACAACGGAGAUCUUUGUGUAAUAGGGCAAAAGAGAAUAGAACCACUAAACAAAGCCUUUUAGAGGCUUUGCUGUUAGUAAUGAAAAAGAACUGAGAGACUUUUUUCAGGUUUGUUGUCUUGGCAUAAUUUUAUUGGGUUAUGAGAGUGAAAAGAUUGGUACUUUACAUUUCACAUUUCACAAAAAUAGUCAGUUUUGAAGAGGAGAGUUGAGACUUUUCUUAUUCUUAUUUUCAACUUCACAAUCUUGAAACAUUUUUGAUUGGGUUAUGAGAGUGAAAAGAUUGGUAUUUGACAUUUCACAUUUCAGAAAAAUAGUGAGUCAGUCCUGAAAAGGAGAGUUGAGACUUUUUUGAUUCUUAUUUUCAACUUCACAAGAGCCAAUUUCACAGUCUCACGAAAUCUACAUGAAGUUUACGUAUCCAUAGCGGUGCAGGUAUUGCCAAACAUGUACAUUCACAUUCCUGAUUCCUCUGCUUAUCCCACAUGACCUUUUGGAUUGUGCGAUAAUUUUAUUGAUUCUACUAAAGAUUUGUGCUCUAGAGCUUGUAUGGAAUUGGGUAGUAUUAUUGCAGCUUAUUUGCAGAGGAAACCUGGGUCAUGGUAGUUCAUUGUAAAUCAAGUGUUUGUUAUAAUGUCUCAAUGACCUGCAUCACUUUUUGCUCAUUUCCUUCAAUGGCCUGUACAACUCUCAUCGCCAUCGUCACAACCCUCCUCUUUAUCUCUUUUAAAGUUGAUUGUUCAAGUUCAGAUACUUGGAUUAAAGGUGGUUAUUGGCAUUCUGGUGCAGGUCUUCCUGUAUCUGAAAUUGAUUCUACGUUGUUCACUCACCUUACAUGUUCUUUUGCCUUUGUAAACUCUUCCUCAUAUCAGAUCUUAAUCAAUUCCUCUGAUCAACAAUCCUUCUAUACCUUCACCGACACGGUGCAACUUAAAAACCCAUCAAUCGUUACACUCCUAUCAAUCUGGGUUGGCAGAGAACACUCUCCAAUUUUUUCUUCCAUGAUCAGCCAGUCUUCUUACAGAAAAUCCUUCAUUGAAUCUUCUAUUACAAUUUCUAGGUUAUAUGGAUUUAAAGGCCUUGAACUUCGUGGAGUUAUGGCAAAUAACAGUACCAACAUGACCAAUUUAGGAACCCUUUUGAAUGAAUGGAGGGAUGCUAUUGCUUCUGAGGCAAGAAGCUCUGGAAAUUCACAAUUGGUCUUGGCUAUGGCUGGAUAUCACUUCCUGGAGAAAGAAUUCGUUAGUUAUCCGAUCGAAUCCAUGAGAAAAAAUUUGGAUUGGAUACAUGUUAUAGCAUAUGACUACUAUGUGCCAACUAAGUAUAAUUAUACAGGUUAUCAUGCAGCUUUAUAUGGACCAUCAAGAAGGGCUAGUGCUAAUGAUAGUAUAAUGGAGUGGAUAAGCAGAGGAAUUUCAGGUAACAAGCUGGUUUUGGGUUUGCCUUUACAUGGGUAUGGUUGGUCACUAUUGAAUCCUCAAGAUAAAGAUGUUGGUGCACCAGCAUCUGGUCCGGCUAUAACAUUGGAUGGCUCAAUGGGCUAUAAGUUAAUCAAAUCGCAAAUCCGAAACUAUGGUUAUGGUGUUGUUUCUGGUUUUAAUAGUACAUAUGUUGUGAAUUUCAUCAAAUUGAGCAACAAUUGGAUCAAUUUCGAUGAUGUUGAGGCUAUUAGAGCAAAGAUUGGUUAUGCAAAGGAGAAGAGGCUUCUUGGUUACAAUUUCUUUCAACUCGACAACGAUGAAAAUUGGGAGCUUUCUCGAGCAGCAGGCGACGAAGGAGAUGCAGAUCAUAAGAGAAGGGGACGAUUGCGGGUCUUCGUGGCAGCUGUUGUAGUCAUAGCAAUUCUCUUAAUGGGCAUAAUUAUUUGCUGUUACUUGCGAAGGCGAGUGUUGCAAUCAAAAGGUAUCACAGAUGCGUUGAAAAGAUCAAUGUUCAUAUUAAAAGCCAAAUUAUCAGCUGCUGAACAUCACGGCAAGAAUUCGUCAAGUCCACAAGCAUUCAGCUUUGCUAUCAUUAAAGCUGCUACAAAUAAUUUUUCAAGCGAAAAUAAGCUUGGAGAAGGUGGAUUUGGACCCGUGUACAAGGGAAGAUUACCUAGCGGACAAGAAAUUGCGGUAAAGAGGCUUUCAAAAACUUCGACUCAAGGAUUGGAGGAGUUCAAAAAUGAAGUUACACUUACAGCAGGACUUCAACAUGUGAAUCUUGUUAGAGUCCUGGGAUUUUGUACAGAGAGGGAUGAAAAGAUACUGGUUUAUGAGUGCAUGCCCAACAAAAGCUUGGAUGCCCAUCUCUUUGAUCCAAUUAGACGGUAUCAGCUAGAUUGGAGAAAGCGAGUGCACAUCAUUGAAGGUGUUACUCAAGGUCUCCUGUAUCUCCAAGAAUACUCGAACUUUACAAUAAUUCACCGAGAUAUAAAGGCUAGCAAUAUUUUGCUGGAUAAUGAGAUGAACCCCAAGAUAUCAGAUUUUGGCAUGGCUAGACUUUUCAGAAAAGACGAACUUGAAGCAAACACUGGUCGAAUUGUUGGAACAUAUGGCUAUGUACCUCCUGAAUAUGUAAGAAAAGGUAUAUACUCCAUGAAAUACGAUGUCUAUAGCUUUGGAGUUCUGCUUCUGCAAAUCAUAAGUGGCAAGAGGAAUACAUGUUCUUACGGCCCAUAUGAGAAUCUUAAUCUUCUUGAAUAUGCAUAUGACUUGUGGAAAGACGGUGCUGCAAUGGAGUUCAUUGAUCCAACACUGGACGAUUCAAAUUCAACUUGUAAGCUCAUUCAAUGCUUGGAAGUAGCUCUGCUAUGCGUGCAAGAAAAUCCAGCGGACAGACCAUCCAUGUUGAAAGUCUCUUCAAUGCUCAAGAAUGAAACACCAGCCGCCGCGGCUCCUAAAUGUCCUUCCUUCUCAAUCAAAAAUGAUGAAGAUGAGGAAUGUAAACCAAGAUUGAAGGAAAGAAUUUGGUCAGUCAAUGAUAUGACAAUUUCCCAAGAUUUCCGGAGUUUACAUUUGCUGAUUUCUUGCGCUGCUGGGCUAGAUAGUUACUCGGUCAAAGAUGCAAGUUGUUUACUAUCUCUAUUAUUCGAGAUGGUCAAAGUUGUGUGUUGUUUACAACUGAUUGUUGCUGUCAGAACCUCGAUGGUGGUAUUCACAGAAGAUGUUGGAGUGAAGCGUAGAUUACGUGCUCGAAGAAAGUCCCAAGUGAAGUUUUUCCUUGGGAAGAGAUCGCAAUGGUGGGAAUUUUGGCAGAUCCUGGUACGACUAGUGGCGGCUCUCGCCCUGUUUGUCAGCAAGGGACCACGCAUGCACCGAGUGUUGGGCAUUCUCAUUGUAAGAUCUUUGUUGAUGCUUGAAUAUAAAUUCUGUCAUAAACCUUCACUUGUUUACAUUGCUUCUUCAAUGGCUCGUAAAUCUCUCAUCCUACUCGUCCUCCUUUGUUUUCCCUUUGAAGUGUUAAGUUCAAAUUCGGAAACCUGGAUUAAAAGUGGUUACUGGUAUGCCGGGACCAACCUUCCGGUCUCCGACAUUGAUUCUACUCUUUUUACUCACCUUUCAUGUGCUUUUGCUUAUGUGAACUCUUCCUCUUAUGAGCUCUACAUCAACUCGUCGCAUCAAUUGUCCUUCGCUUCCUUCACCAACAUCGUCAGGCGCAAAAACCCUUCGAUUUUUACUCUCUUAACGAUCUGGGUUGGGAAACAAUAUUCUCCAGUUUUUUCUUCCAUGAUAAACCAGUCUUCUUACAGAAAAUCUUUCAUCGAGUCUUCUAUUUCAACUGCUAGGCUAUAUGGAUUUCAAGGCCUCGACUUUGGUGGGGUUAUGCCUGAUAAAAAUACAAACAUGACGAAUCUAGGAGUUCUGUUGAGCGAAUGGCGAUAUGCAAUUGCUUCUGAAGGAAGAAAGUCUGGGAAUCAAGACUUGAUCCUAGCAAUGGCAGUUUAUAGCUUGAAAGAAAAUGACUCGGCAAGUUAUCCGAUUGAAUCGAUGAGGAGGAAUUUGGAUUGGGUACGUGUUGCAGCAUAUGACUAUUAUGUGCCAAUGAAAGAAAAAUAUACAGGUCUUAAUGCAGCUUUGUAUGGACCAUCAGGGAGGCUUAAUGCAAAUGAGAGUAUAAUGUCAUGGAUAAAUGGUGGAAUGCCUGCUAAUAAGCUGGUUCUGGGUUUGCCCUACCAUGGCUAUGUGUGGUUGCUAUCGAAUUCCCAAGACAAUGACAUUGGUGCACCAGCAUCAGGUCCAACUAUCACUAUAGAUGGCUCUGUGGGCUAUAAGCUCAUAAAAUCUUACAUCCAGACCUAUGGUUUUGGUGCAGUGUCCGUGUACAAUAGUACGUAUGUAGUCAAUCUCUUUCGAACGGGAAGGUACUGGGCGAAUUUUGAUGAUGUAGAGGCAAUUACAGCAAAGAUUUCUUAUGCAAAAAAGAUGGGGAUGCUUGGUUAUGCUGCCUUUCAACUCUCCAAUGAUGACAACUGGGUGCUUUCUAAGACAGCAGCUAAUGCAGGAGAGGAAGAUCAACAGAACUUGGUGAGACUGUUGGUAAUUGUGCUGGCUAGUAUCACAGCAAUUGCACUGCUGGGAACCAUGGUCUGCUAUUGCUGGCGAAGCCGAGUAUUACCAUUAAGUGGGAUCAUGGAUACAUUGAAAAUGUUGGAGUCCAAAGUCGGAGUCAAAGUUCCCGAUUCUCCUCACAGGAAUGCUUCUAGUCUGCAAGCAUUCAGUUUCAAUAUCAUUAAAGAAGCUACAAAUAAUUUUUCAAAUGAAAAUAAGCUUGGGGAAGGUGGAUUUGGACCUGUAUACAAGGGAAAACUACCCAGCGGAGAGGAAAUCGCAGUUAAAAGGCUCUCAAGAACUUCAAAUCAAGGAAUGGAUGAGUUAAAGAAUGAGGUCGCACUUACUGCAACUCUUCAACAUGUAAAUCUGGUUAGUGUUGUGGGAUAUUGCACUGAGACAGAGGAAAAGAUGCUGGUUUACAAGUACAUGCCCAAAAAAAGCUUGAAUCAGUACCUCUUCGAUCCAAUCAGACAGAAUCUCUUGGACUGGAGAAAGCGAGUGAAGAUCAUUGAAGGUGUUACUCAAGGUCUCUUGUAUCUCCAAGAAUACGCAAAUGUUACUAUAAUCCAUCGUGAUAUAAAAGCUAGCAAUAUUCUGCUAGACGAUGAGAUGAAUCCGAAGAUAUCAGAUUUUGGCAUCGCUAGACUUUUCAGAAAAGAUGAACUUGAAGCAAACACAGACCGGAUCGUUGGAACAUACGGAUAUGUACCUCCAGAAUAUGUUAGAAAAGGCGUAUACUCAACAAAAUACGACGUCUACAGCUUUGGAGUUCUACUUCUGCAAAUUAUAAGUGGAAAGAGGACCAAUUGCUUAUAUGGUCCACAUGAAAAUUUGAACCUCCUUCAAUAUGCGUACGAGCUGUGGAAAGACGGUGCGGGGAUGGAGUUCAUCGAUACAACAUUGGAUGAUUCAUCUUCAAGCUGUAAGAUCAUCAGAUGUAUGCAGAUUGCUCUCUUGUGUGUUCAAGAAAAUGCAGUGGAUAGACCAUCAAUGUUGGAAGUCUUUUCCAUGCUAAAAAAUGAAGCUAUGCCCAUCACAACUCCUAAACAGCCUGCUUUCUCAAUCAACAGUGAUGAAACUCACGAGGGAUGUCAAACACUGAUUAGGGAGAGAAUCUGUGCUGUUGAUGAUGCAUCAAUUACACAAGUUGUCCCAAGAUAAGACAAAAAAAAUUUCCCAAGUAUUACUGUACAGUAAGGAAGUAUUAGGAUGAAGCUCGGGUGAAACUAAGUGGAGUUCCGAACCGAGUUGUGUUAGGGAUGAAAUGUCACUCGAAGCUAGAGCUAGCUGGUUAUCCCCGAGAUGCAUUGAGGUGCAGCAGUUGGACUGAACAUCUAGGGGUAGAGCGAUGUUUCCAUGCAGGCUGAGACUUUUAUCUAGAUAAAAUUUUGUCUAGCUAUUAUGCCCCACAUAUUGGGAUAAUACCAAAAUUGUCAAUUUCCUAACCUUGUAAGCUGUCCCAAAUUCCCAAUUAGAUUUAGUGGGGCGGCUAGCAAUUAAAUCAAUCGUUGUUCCGGAGGUAGUACAUUGAGUAUUUGUCCUAUCCCAGGUAAUAAUUAUAUGAAAAAUAAUAUAACAUUAAAUUA
This is a messenger RNA of Tripterygium wilfordii, 6336 nucleotides long. RefSeq lists its product as uncharacterized. The record is from RefSeq and is a predicted model, not a curated record. Gene Ontology annotation, biological process: carbohydrate metabolic process; protein phosphorylation. Gene Ontology annotation, molecular function: ATP binding; protein kinase activity; chitin binding. Lineage: Eukaryota; Viridiplantae; Streptophyta; Magnoliopsida; Celastrales; Celastraceae. Bases 818 to 5911 code for a protein of 1697 amino acids. The transcript is spliced from 16 exons.